AUGCCGCACGCACCGCAGUCGACGGGGCAGAUCACCUGCCAGCAGUGCCACGUCACCCUGGCCUACCCCAUCGGUGCCCCGUCCGUGCGCUGUCCCAUGUGCUCCUCGGUGACCCCAGUCCAGCAGUUCAGCGUCACCUGCGUGUGCUGCCGCUGCAUUUUAAUUCUGCCGCAGAACACCAGCCUGGCCAUGUGCCCGCGGUGCCGCACUGUCAUGUCGAUUCCGGCUAGCAUCCGCGAAGGCCACAGCGGGCCGCAGGCGCCACCGAAGCAGUGCGUGUACAUUGACCGGCCGCCCACAGUGGACUCGUCCGGGUCUAAGGUGACGCACUUAGCCGUAGGCACGAAACUGGAUGAUGAUAAGCCUCGUGAGAAGCGCUAA
Leptomonas pyrrhocoris is the source of this 381-nucleotide messenger RNA. RefSeq lists its product as hypothetical. The transcript has a single exon. NCBI's taxonomy places the organism in Eukaryota, Euglenozoa, Kinetoplastea, Trypanosomatida, Trypanosomatidae. The record is from RefSeq and is a predicted model, not a curated record. Bases 1 to 381 code for a protein of 126 amino acids.